This is a messenger RNA of Arachis stenosperma, 1817 nucleotides long. RefSeq lists its product as uncharacterized. Gene Ontology annotation, cellular component: endoplasmic reticulum membrane. Gene Ontology annotation, biological process: GPI anchor biosynthetic process. NCBI's taxonomy places the organism in Eukaryota, Viridiplantae, Streptophyta, Magnoliopsida, Fabales, Fabaceae. The record is from RefSeq and is a predicted model, not a curated record. The coding region runs from base 215 to 1252 and encodes 345 amino acids. Gene Ontology annotation, molecular function: hydrolase activity, acting on ester bonds. The transcript has 5 exons.
UAUAUCAUCUUCUCACGAGAUUCUUGGUUCUUCACUUCAACUCAAUUCAGCUCAGCUCAACUCGCUCCGAGUUGACUCAGUUCCCCUUCUUCCUCCUUCAACAGCUAGUCUUCUCCGUCAAAUGCAAAAGCCGCUGAUUCUCUCCGGAAUCUCCACACCUUCCUCCUUCUCCUUCUUACCCUUUUGACUUGGCUUUUUCCUUCACUUGAAUCUGAUGGCUCCGCAUCUUCGCUAUUCCUUCUUGCUCCUCACUGCUCUAUGCUUCCUCCUUCGACUCAUCGCUGCUGCUGAAGACGGCGACGCCGAUCCGAUUUACAAAGGUUGCGUGGAACAGUGCGAGAAAACUGGAUGUGUAGGUGAUAGAUGCUUUCAACACUGUAAAUUCUCAUCAGACGGAAAACCAGUUGAUGGUCCAUGGUACAUGCAUGAACCCCUUUACCUGAGGUGGAAACAAUGGGACUGCCGCACUGACUGUCGGUAUCACUGCAUGGUAGCUAGAGAGGAAGAAAGAACAAAACUUGGUGACAAGCCUGUCAAGUAUCAUGGAAAAUGGCCAUUUCGGCGUGUUUAUGGGAUUCAGGAACCAGUUGCUGUUGCUCUGUCCGCUCUUAAUCUUGCUAUACAGUUUCAUGGCUGGGUGUCCUUCUUCAUUCUUGUGUAUUAUAAUUUGCCUUUGAGGCCAGAUAAGAAGACCUAUUAUGAGUACACUGGCUUGUGGCACAUCUACGGAAUCCUAUCUAUGAAUUCAUGGUUAUGGAGUGCUGUUUUUCAUAGUAGGGAUGUAGAGCUAACACAGAAACUAGAUUACUCUUCUGCUGUGGCAUUACUUGGAUAUACCCUCAUCCUAGCAAUUCUUCGAGCUUUUAAUGUGAGGGAUGAAGCUACAAGAGUUAUGAUUUCCGCUCCCUUGAUUGCUUUUGUGACAACUCAUAUCAUGUAUUUGAACUUCUAUGAUCUUGCUUAUGGUUUGAACGUAAAAGUUUGCAUGAUAAUGGCCAUUUUGCAGCUUCUUAUUUGGGCGGUAUGGGCCGGCAUUUCCAAGCAUCCAGCACGGUGGAAAUUAUGGUUGGUGGUAGUUGGAGGAGGAGUAGCUAUGUUCUUGGAGAAUUACGAUUUCCCACCUUACAAGGGAUAUGUGGAUGCUCAUGCAUUGUGGCAUGCAACAACCAUUCCUCUCACAUUCCUUUGGUGGAGUUUCAUAAGAGAUGAUGCUGAGUUUAGAACCACAUCACUUCUAAAGAAAGUGAAAUAGCAGUGCUUGUUGAAUGACUCAAAUGGGUAGAAGGGGUGGAGGAUUAGGUGAAAGAUGGCUUCUUAUUAUGCCUACUUUGAUUUGUACAUCAGAACUUUCUCUUUCAUUUUUGAUAUGAGCCAUUAACAACAGCUGCUACUUUCGGUCCAAUACAAGAAAAUGAAAGCGAUGAGAAAGCAAUUGGGCCAGAUAAGCUGAGCAGAAAAACAAGCGUGGGAAGAAGCAACCAGCUUGGAUGUCUGAGCAGAGUAACCAGCUCUAUUUCACAGCUCCUAGUUUUUCAUCCAAGCUAGUUGCUUCUUCACACGCUUAUUUCUCUGCCCAGCUAACGGUGGCUCAAUUGCUUUCUCAUCGCUUUCAGCUUUUGUGUUGGGUCAGAAGUAGCUGCUGUUGUUAAUGGGCUCGUAUCAAUUUUCCUCGUGUAUAGCAUUUAUUUUGUAAUGCUUAACACGAUGGUUUUAUUUGGUCUUUUUUUACUUUGUUUAACACCUGUUUUCCUCAUUUGUUAGAGAUAUUUUCUUUGUAAAAUUUAAAUUUGCAAUGUCUACUACUCCUUUUCAAAACA